AUGGUCACGGUUCGAUUGUCGGAACCGCCGCCUGCAUUACAUGUCGAUACCAGCGUGCAGCAGAACGAGAAUAGCGAGCUUCAAAAGGAGGAAUUGGACACACCAGAUAUUCUGCUAGAAGAGACAGACGAGAAGGGUGUCGAUGAGGAUAGUCCGCGGAUUACGACAGUAGAUCCGAAUGGGAAUGAAGUCCUGAGUCCCUCUGGGUCCGAAUCGCCUGCUUCGCGGCAAGACGAGUUUUCACGGCGAGGGAGCGAUAGCUCUGAAGCUUCAAUGGAGGGCGGUGGUGUCAAUUGGGAGGAGUUGGAGAAGACGGAGGAGCAGGAACCACGGAAUGAGAAUUCGGAUGAUUCUACGGCGUUAUUACUUGCACGACUCGAGCAGGAGAAUAACCUGCUGGCUACGAAUCCGAAAUCGGGAAUCACGAAAGUUACAAUAGAGAGACAGCGACCGAGUCGGCAGUCGAGACCGCCUUCGAUACAACAGUUGAAGAGGAUGGUUAAUCGUCCUACGCCUCCUGCUUUACGGUACUCUAUGAUACCUGCUCCUCCCAUGACGGAUCUCGAGUUCUAUGCUGCGUUGGUACAAGAUUAUACCAGGACGGCACAAUGUUUGCCUACACUAUUGUCGAAGAAGAUUCGAAGUGGUAUUCCGCCUCCUCUACGAGGUGUGGUUUGGCAGAGUAUGUCUGGAGCUCGAGACAAUUUCCUAGAAGAUCAAUUCGAUAGGUUAUGCGGCGAGUCGAGUCCGUACGAAGGUAUCAUUGGGAAGGAUCUCGGACGAAGCUUCCCAGGCGUAGAAAUGUUCCGUGAUCCAGAAGGUGACGGACAACGAAUGUUGGGCAGAGUGCUGAAAUGCUUCAGCUUAUACGAUCAUAAGAUUGGGUACUGUCAAGGCCUAGGCUUUCUUGUUGGCCCUCUGCUUAUGCAUAUGGGCGACAAGCAAGCCUUUUGUGUUCUCGUCCGAUUGAUGGAACAUUACGAUUUACGAGCAUGCUUCCUUCCAGAUCUUUCAGGUCUUCAUGUACGAAUCUUCCAGUUCCGGCAACUUCUUAAACUACACCUACCUAAACUCUCUGCACAUCUUGACCACCUCCAAAUCGACCCGGCAUAUGUCUCUCAAUGGUUUUUGUCCUUCUUCGCCGUCACAUGUCCUCUGCCGAUGCUAUUCCGGAUAUACGAUGUCAUAUUUGCAGAAGGUGCUUCCGAGACGAUUAUGAGGGUUGCCUUAUCACUGAUGAGAAAGAACGAAGAGAAGAUCAUGGCAUGUUCGGAAAUGGAAGAUGCUAUGCAAUUACUUCUUUCACGAGUAUUAUGGGAUGUCUAUCACCAGAACGCUGACCAAUUUGUGAACGAUUUCGUCAGCAUGACUGGAGCGGUUACAAGAGAAAGUUUGCAGGCAUUGGAGGUUAGCUAUAAGGAGGCUCAAAUGGCCGAUGCCGUCUCACCUUCAGAGAACGUCGGCUCGGUUGCGGCCCGAUUUUUGGGUCGCUUAUGGACUGGAUCGAAUUCGUCUACAAAAUCUAUGAACCUAAGUCCAGGAUUCAUUGCUCCAAAUCGCCCAGUUAGCUUUCUUCGAAGAACACCUUCGAGACAAAGUAUUGCUUCAACGCUCAACUCCGUCGAAGGUGGAGGAUCGGACAGCUUGCUCAGCGCAACCACGGACGCCACCUCGAUCUCUCGAGAUUCGUCAAAUACGGAUGGAUCGUCAGUCCGAGGCCAAUCUGUCAGCUUCAACAAUAUGAAAUCUAAGGAGGACAAGAAUUUGCACGGCCAGAUCGAAGAUCUUCUCACGGCAUUGAGCGAGUUGCAAAGAGGUCAUGCUAUACUUGCUACGGAAUUGCAGAAGGAGAGAGAAGAGCGCGAGGAAGACAAAAUUGCUGUUCGAUCAUUGCUUGAUGGCUUGAGGAAGAAGGCGAGUGUGGAGACGGUUGAAUCAGAGAAGAGUGAUGACAGUGUUGAGACUGUGAAGCCAGCCCAGGAUUCGGAGGAGUCAAUUGAAGGACAAGGCUCUGAAACCGACGAUCUCACACCUACGCCCGAAGUCACUGCUGAUCAGCUUUCACGCUUGCUCGAUAUUGUGGAGGACCGAUUCUCUGCUCCGACUGACAACCGUCGAUCUUCAAUGCUACAAACCAAGUCACAGCUACGGGAAGAUCUUGUUCGGGCCAAGGAGCAACUCAUCAUCGAGACUUCCAGAGCACAAGACUUCAGCAGACAACUCUCAGAGCAUCAACAAGAGAUUUCGAACCUCAAGGAUCAAGUCAAGGAGGGUCACACGCAUAUUCGGAACGCUCACCAAGAGAAGCAACGAUUGGAGAGACAGAUUCAUGAUCUCAGAACGAAGUCCAAGAGCGCAGCCACAACACCUGAUGGUAGCCGAGACAAUGAGUUGGAAUGGCCAAAGAGGACAUCAGGAAAUAAUGGUGGUCUUCGAGAAUUCAGACUUGGCCGUACGAACUCGAACAAGUCCCAGAAAUCAGCAUCUGCGCCAGCAGCUCCUGUCUUCAACAAACGCACUUCGAGUCUGAACAUGGGCGCCAUUCAGGCAAAAGAGAACCGAGACCCGAACAUGACUCCACCAUCAAACGACGGCUCGCCUACAAAACAAGAUGUCGACACAGAUGCCCUCGUCCUAGAGCUGGUACAAGCCAAAACAGCCGAAGCAAUCGCCAAACAAGAAGCAGAGGAAGCAAAGAGCAAGCUUGAAAGCCUGAAGAAGAUGAUGAGCAUGGGCACCGCAAAUAGCGAGCUAAGCAAGUUAGGCCACAAAUCCAAUCCAAGCCAAACAGUCGUCGAGAGAUCAGUCAGCGCGCAGACGCCGCCAACAGCUACACCUACGAGUGGUGGUGGAUUCUGGACGGGAUGGGGAAAGAGGACUGUUUCUACGGGCGCGGAGUGA
Messenger RNA from Mollisia scopiformis, 2901 nucleotides. RefSeq lists its product as uncharacterized. NCBI's taxonomy places the organism in Eukaryota, Fungi, Ascomycota, Leotiomycetes, Helotiales, Mollisiaceae. The coding region runs from base 1 to 2901 and encodes 966 amino acids. The transcript is spliced from 3 exons. The record is from RefSeq and is a predicted model, not a curated record.